This is a messenger RNA of Paramuricea clavata, 1756 nucleotides long. NCBI's taxonomy places the organism in Eukaryota, Metazoa, Cnidaria, Anthozoa, Malacalcyonacea, Plexauridae. The record is from the annotation of a GenBank genome assembly.
CGUCGUGUUGAUUGCAACAUAACAAAGUCAAAGUUGACAUUUUAGAUUUGACGCAGUGACUUUGUGGUCAAUAUCUCAUUGAGUUUACACUUCCAUUAUUAACCCUAUGAAAUGAAACUGGUUACAGGGUAUCGAAACAUUUGGCUAGUAUAUUUGUGUUGUAUUUAUUCGUGGGUUGCGUUAUCUACAGCCUGUGACAGCGAUUAUAAUUGUAACUUAGGUAGUUAUCUGAGGGAAAAAUGUUGCCAUGGAACGUGUAUUUCUGAGGAUUCAACGUGUAUUUCUGGCGCAGCAAUAGCAGGAAUUGUCAUUGGAUGUUUGAUUAUUGGAGGAAUUAUAAUAUCAUGUUGUUUGUGCUUUUGCUGUGCUUGUGGUCCUUUCCAAAACCGAAGUCAAGGGACUGUAAUUCGGUAUGGCGGACAUGUAGCACAAACAACAACAACAGGCGUAUCAAGUUAUCCGGCUGCAAGUGUGCAAGCAGGUUAUGGAGCUUCGUAUCUGCAACCAGCAGGCGUAGCACAGUAUCCACAAUCGGGAGCAGCACCAUAUCCUAGCGCCGUUCAAGGCAGUGUAGCGCCAUAUCCUUCUCAGGCAAAUACUGGUUAUCCAUCAACAGCCCCACCGACCUACGACGAAGCUAGCAACCCACCACCUUAUAACCCAGGAUAUCCACAGUAAACUUUAUGUUGUAUUGAAAUAAUAAACGUUUUCAAUCACAAAAUAUUUUGAUGUAUGGCUAUAUAGAGCGUAUAUAAAUAUUUUGACUGCAGUUGAUAUAAAAGUAGAGAAUUUCAGAUCUGCGACGCCGCAAACUCGACGAACGCGGUCUGAAUUCGGCUCAAUAAUGAACCUUAUACUAUAAAUGUUUGAAGCUUUUCAAACAGCUUUGCAAACAGUUAAGUUUGGCUGUUAAAGCGAUGAGCUGUUUAAUAUUAGGGGCUCAACUUGCGUCGAAUUUCCAUCGAAUUUAAGCCCGCGUGAGAGUUGGCAAAUCUAAUCAACUGGCAACUCUCAUUCUCGUUUGACCAGGCUUUUAUAAUUCGUUGAAUUAAUGGUCUGAAUUUUAUUUUCAGAACAUUAUUCAUUAAUCAUUAUUCGGACAGAAUCUCGAAGCCAAUUUCUCUGAAUUUGCGACGAAGCCCGUGAAAUACUUCGGCAACGUCGCAUUAAAAAUAAAUGCAACGAAUUUAUAGAUUCAAGUCAACGGAAAUAAGCUCCCCAGGUAUUGAAGCUUUCAUGUUGUUCGAAAGACGUGAUAUUGCUUAAUUGUUUAACGUUGUUGAAAGAAUACCCUUUGGACCACAAAUUAUUCCUUUUUGAGUUGCCUGAAGAAUUUCUUUGUUUCGUAGGGGCGUCGUUGAUUUGCUGCGUCAUAGAUCAUAAACUCUUUAAUUUGCGUUAUAAAACACGGUCAUCUAGUUAAAUAAUAGAAGUUGUAUAUUUAGAUACAGAACUAUAUAUAAUUCAACAAUUUUAUAAAUUUAAACUGUGUUAAAUGGAAACAGUUGACAACAAAGAUGUUUGUGAAAUCUAAUGAUAGAUCUGUUCCUAAUGCUUUUCAAGUAGCAUGUCAAAAUACUAGUGAUAGAGUACAUAAUUUUGCUUAUCAGCAUUCCACAGUUGCAUAUUUCAAGUAUAUUAAAUGUCUCAAUGUGACUUGUUUGAAGUAUACCAGCAUCAACGUUAUUAUAUAGUGUUGAGUAAAGGUAGUCAAACGGAAGAGAUGUCCCCUUGUUUUAUCCUACAUGUUCAGUCG